AUGCGCCAAAAUUACGCUUUCGCAGUUGAAAGUAGAGUGAGUGCUGCAGUGCAAGGGGUGCUAACGGGGGUUGCAGACCUCCACGCUUCGUGGAUCAAUGUUUUCAGUUUUAUUGUUGGUGAUUCAUUAAUUGCAAGGACUAAUGCACGUUAUAUAGAUCGCAUACAGCAUACUAUUCGCUCGUCCUUACGAGCUAUGGAAGAAAUUCUUUUUGAAGGUAAACAUUUUAAGCUGGUUAACGAAUCUGAGCUUCCAGAGAUUGUAGAUAUUCUUGCAACAUAUUUACCAGACUCCAUUAAAUUUCAUCAAACAAUUAAGACUUAUUUAAAUGAUCGCAUAUGGAAUUUCCACUUUUAUGUUACGAAGACAUGGCCUGAAAAUCCUGUUAUAUUGCAUUUUCCUGGAAUGACUUUAACUCCAAAUGGAAAUUUAUAUGAAAGCUUUAGCGUCUUCUGCCCAUGUGAUAAAUUAGACAGUUUAAAAUUUCUAGAACAAGAAGAUGUAUUAAUUAACUGGAACCAACCAUUAUAUUUAAACUUUACGCAUAAUUUAAUAAUAGAAAAAAUAGAGGAUUUUUACCAAGAUAUAGGAACCAUUGAGAAACAAUAUGGAGAUUUUUAUAUUUUAUCGAAUUCCAAAUUACAAGACGCGGAGGAUGAAGAACUGGCCGAAAACGCUAAAAUAAUUCAGCUGCGCGAAGAACACAUGUGCAUGAUCCAUGAUCUUUAUCCAGCCAAUCAGAUGGAAGGCAUAGAAGUUUUUAAAAAGCUAGUGAAAAAACUGCCGUGUUACGGUGUGUUUUCGUCCGAUGGAGAACUGGCAGCGUGGAUGGUGCAGUCGUACUACGGUGCGAUGUUUUCCAUGCAAACCAAGUCCGAGUACCGAAGGAAAGGAUACGGGUUCAUUCUUGCCAAGUACCUGACAAAAAUCGUGAGAGAAAGGGGCUACAUCCCGUUCGUUGUCAUCCGUCCCGAGAACGAUGCUUCCAAGGGUCUCUACUUCAAGUUAGGUUUCAAAAAACAUUUCCAAACCAUCAGAGCAAUUUUGCGGCCUUACGAUUUAGAAAUUACAAGGGAACAGGAGGGAUAGUUUUUAAAUUUCCUGAUUUUCAAAUAGAUAUUCAAAUGCAGCUUAUAAAGCACAAUUAUAAUAAUUGUUUUUGUUACAGCAUUGCAUUAUUACCUAUUGCCAAUUUUCACCAAUACAUUGGAAUUCCUAUUAAGGGCUUUGUUUAAAAGCAUUAGUUAUAAGCGUUUAUGGGACCCAAAACCAUAAUACAACAAAAAAUAGUAAAAUCCAAAAUGCAUGUACAAUUGGCGUCCCCGAAAUGUGAACGAUUUUUGGUUGGUAUAAACAAUAUUACAAAUAAAUUAACGUUAAUUUGGUUUUGUACAACAAUAUUAACAAGUAGGUAAAUAAAAAAUAUAAAUAACAUAACUAAAAUAUCAUAUUGCUCAAGAAAAUUGGUCCUUAAGUAAAAUAGCUGCAGAUUUAAAUGUCUUAAGCUCUUCCCAAGAAUGUUCAAUAGCAUUCCGUAGUUCGUAUCGGUAAAAUCUCCAACGUAAAUGAAGACAAUGCUGGUUUAAAAAACUGUGCUGCUGCUCAUGAGCAUUAUGCAUAAGCUAUUUUAAUACUUUGCAACCUUUUUGGCAUGGACAUUAUUAGUUUACGCAUAUCGUAUGACUCAGCAAGCUCUUCCCAAGAUUUUUCAACAGCAUUCCGUAGUUCAUUUCGGUCUGCUAGCCUAAA
This is a messenger RNA of Brassicogethes aeneus, 1749 nucleotides long. NCBI's taxonomy places the organism in Eukaryota, Metazoa, Arthropoda, Insecta, Coleoptera, Nitidulidae. The record is from the annotation of a GenBank genome assembly.